Molecule: messenger RNA, 750 nt
Organism: Lineus longissimus
Lineage: Eukaryota; Metazoa; Nemertea; Pilidiophora; Heteronemertea; Lineidae
Product: glycoprotein-N-acetylgalactosamine 3-beta-galactosyltransferase 1-like
Exons: 1
Coding region: 1-750 (249 amino acids)
Cellular component (GO): membrane
Molecular function (GO): N-acetylgalactosaminide beta-1,3-galactosyltransferase activity
Source: RefSeq, a predicted model, not a curated record
AUGCCCACACACUACGCAACCAAAGCAAUUAGCGUGAAUGAAACCUGGGGAAAGAGAUGUAAUCGUCUGCUAUUCGUCUCAACGCCAUCCAAUCAGACGACAGAUCUACCAAUAGUGACCUUCAACCUGAAGGAGUCGAGGUCAAUUCUGACCAAUAAAACCAUGCUCGCAUUUGAAUAUGUCUAUAAGAACCAUUUCGACGAGGCUGAUUGGUUCAUUAAAGCGGAUGAUGAUACCUAUGUCAUAAUGGAAAACCUGCGCCAUCUUUUAAAGGACACCGAUCCGGAGAAAAGGAUUCAUUUUGGCCAUCAGUUCAAGGAGAAGAACGACACUUGGUUCAGCGGUGGAUCGGGGUAUGUUCUUAGCAAAGCCGCGCUGCGGCGCUACGUGACUCUCGGGCGGAAUAACAACACGCUGUGCCCGUGGAUAUACUCGGAGGACUACUACAUGGGCUACUGCAUGGCUGCUUUGGGCGUUACCAACGGCAACACAGGAGAUAAAAGCAGAAAACCGAGUUUUCUUCCUCUCGGUUUCGGGACACACCUGUCCAACAUAGCUGCAGUCGACUGGUAUAAAAGAAUUUCAACGUCUGCCAUAGAAAAUGGCGACAACUGCUGCCACAAAUACUUGAUUUCUAUCCACUACGUGUCGCCAUUAGAGAUGCAUAAAUUGGAUUGGUUGAUUUAUCAUUUAAGACUGCAUCGUCCCUCCUCCCGGCGUCGCGGAGACAGGGAUUUCCUAAAUCUUUGA